This is a messenger RNA of Epithele typhae, 6135 nucleotides long. RefSeq lists its product as uncharacterized. NCBI's taxonomy places the organism in Eukaryota, Fungi, Basidiomycota, Agaricomycetes, Polyporales, Epitheliaceae. The record is from RefSeq and is a predicted model, not a curated record. The transcript has 12 exons. The coding region runs from base 1 to 6135 and encodes 2044 amino acids.
AUGGGCGACAAAAUCGACUACCAGUACUUCCUUCCUCACGAACAGGGCAAAAAACACCUGAUUGGUUCCACUCAGGUCACCGUAUACCAGGCUCUCUUUGAAGAUGACAGCAGAGAUGAGGCACACGACUAUCUCUACAUCGGCAAGUUCUUACCGGACUUCUACAUACGCACGUCGGACUUCGACACCCGUCUCAAGAAAAACACUCUCAAAGCGGACUUCAACAAGUCGCAGACGGGCAAGAUCGACUUCUUCCACGUCUGGAAAUCCAACGGCAGUUGGUUCCCCACUCCGACGUCGUUCAUGCACCGUGUCAGCCGGGGGAUGAUCUUCUCGAAGUGGUCGUACAACCAGAAGCGCCUCUGGGGGCGGAUUAUGGACUCUGCCGAAGUCGCAACGCGGCCCAUCCCGUACAACCCCGUCAUGGGCCGCUUUCUGCAGCUCCCCGCGUCUGUCUCCUUCGACCAGUUCGUCGUCUCUCCAACCGCGAGCGCGGACUACCUCUCGCUCGCCGAGCUCGAGGCCGUCGUGGCCGCGCUCCCUGCGCCUCGCCCCCGGGUGCUGUCGUACCGAGAUGCCGAAGCGGACGGGUCCCUCUGCCACGUGGGCUCUGCGUUUCUCGGCGUCUACGAGACUUGGACGUCGUCCACCACCUAUGCGACUGUAUGCGAGGAACAAGACGUCGACCCGCUCAAUAGACCGUGGCCCAUGAGCGGUACGAUGGCCGCUGACAUCGCCCAGCUGUUUGUCGAUCCGAACGACCCCUCACCUGGGCCAGAAGAAGCGGAGGUGACGGCGAGGGUGACGGCUGAGAAGAUCUACGGGGCCCAGGGUCGUCGGAGGCAAGCGAGGAGCCAGGCGGCCGUGAUGAACGGUGUGUCCGCGACGGAGGUCGCCAACAAACUUUGGGGCAGCCCGGGGCACGACAUGGUUGACACUGCGGAGGCACGUACACUUGAUCUGUCGUGGUACGACGUCACUGACAUUAUUUCUCAGUGGCUUCACCGGGUUGCAUUCCGAUUUGGUGGCCUCGGGGACGACAUCAACCCGUUCUCGUCGCAGAACAAGUGCAAUUUGGUCUUCGGGACGAAGGAGUGCAACACCCAUAUGCUCCGCGCCGAGAACGCGAUCACGAAGUUCAUCCUCAAGUGCCCGGAUGCAUCGAGCGGCCUCCUCAUCACGGAGAACAUCCUCGUCGGGACCGUUGACCAUAUGCAAGCAGACGGGAGCGUCGUCGUAGACACGAUCCCUGGCUGGUUCAAGAAGGCGUGGGACGACACCCCCGGAACCAUGUGGUGGCUCUCCAUGCGUCUGAACUACGCAUUUAACAUCGAUCUCAAUCCUCAACAUAUCAACCUCACAAUUAACGCGCGAGUCGAUUUUGAUCCGUUCAGUCGUUACAGACCACUCCUGAAGGAAGUGGAACUCGAUGAACUCGUCCUCGACGUCGUGCUUAACAAGUUCGGUCUUCUUACCGGACCUGCUCCUGCCCCGACCCUCGCAUCACCGCAGAAGAAGGCCUCUACUAUGGCGCUCGCAAUGAUCGACCCACAAACCGCUCGGAAGCUCGACUCAGCACGCGACAUCUACCUCAGCGCGUACCUCAACCAAUCGUUCUCGCUCUCCGAUCACGGUACAUUGCCACCAGCACAACGACAGGGUGCCGCAUCUUCUCGACGCGCCGCUCGGUAUUCCUCUCAGGUCCCUGCCUCGCAAAUCCCAUUGGACGACAGCGGAUUCAACUUACCAGGUCUCACUCUCGUAUCUCCUGCCGUUCCCCCAAUCGGCACGGAUCCGGAGCAAGGGUUCAUACCCGAGUCCAUCCUCCUCAGCGGCGUCACGAUCAGAUCACCAAAGAUCGUGCUACAUCAAGGCGACUCGCCGUCGUCGUCACCUCCCACAUCGCUGAGAGUGAAAAUUGCUUCAGCAGCCCACGAUGAAGCGCAACCUCUUCCUCUUCUCAUCACCGGCGCCGAGCCCCCGCCCAACGGAUUCACGCUCGAGGGCGAAAUCGACCUCUUCGGCAUCCCUACCCUUACUGCCAAGUUCUACACCUGGCAUGGGCCCGUCCCGCGCGAUUCGAAGGUCGAGAAUCCCCUGUAUGAGAUGGCGAUUGUACCCGGGGAUUUCAAGCUCUCGUCUGUCCUCGAUGUCCUCAAAGGCACGCCGUUCGACGCACUCACCUUCCGCGACGCUACGUUCAUGCGCCAAGACAUUGUGUUCGACGCGACAAAGGCGCCCGGAUGGCACGUCGACGUCGACCUCCCCAUCAACUCGGACGCCGGGCUGCUUUACGACGUCCUUCACACCAUGCUCGGCAUCCAAGAGCCUACCAUCCAUCUCCACGCUGGGCUGGGCCUCAGCCACGGAUGGAACGACACGCUCACGGUGCACAGCUUCACGCUCGAAGGCUCCUUGCCUGGGAUCGCGGUCAACAUCUGCGACGGGCUGACGCUGUCGUCCAUCGGCGUUCAGAUCAUGGGCGUCCGUCGUGUCAUCCCUGGCGGUGUCAAGCCGAAGACGAGCAUGGAGUACGGCUUCGGCGUCUUUGGAUCGUUCUCGCUCACGGUCCCGGGGGCCCUUGUGCCGCUCGAGCUCGACUUCCAGAUGCAAAAAAUCGGUGACGUGUUGCGUCUGGCCGCGGUUCUAAAGACAGAAACCUGGGACUCUCCCUUCGGCAUAACAGGCCUGAAGCUGUCGGAGGUGUCGUUCGAAUCGGAUCUUGUCGCCAGCUCUCCCAUGAAGACCUUCUCCUUUUCCGUUUCCGCGGUCUUCGAGUACGGCGUCACCACCGCUUUCUUCAGCGGCUCCUACGCCGCGGGCGGCCAUUUCUCCCUCAGCGCUGCCGUGUCCAAUUUCGACAUCAUCACCAUCAGCGAUAUCUUCGAGUCGCUCACCGGGGAGUCACUCGACCUUCCUGAUAUCGACUUCAAGGUCGGCUCUGCGACAGUGACGGUAGCAUCUGGCGCCGGCCUCCUUAUCGCACUCACCGACGUCGAAGUGGAAGGCCACAUCGCUGCUAAUGCAGUCUUGUCCGUCAAUUCACGAGGGGCUAUGGUUCGCGGAGACGUCACGAGUGCCGACGGAAUCACUUUCGGAGAGGUGGAGCUCAAGAAGGCGUACAUCCAGAUAGACCUGCGAAAAGGGAUGGAGGACUCCGGAGUCAUGCUCGGCGGAGAGAUUUCCUUCGCAUCACUCACCAUCGACGCCCUCGUGCACCUCUACCGCGGCACGGACCAGAGCAUGCAGUGGACCGCAUUCGCGUCCCUGACCACCGACACCCAGGUGCUCGCGAUCUCCAAGAUAGUCCCCGUGCUGCGCGACACUUUCCUCGACCUCGCGCUCACCAAGGUCGUCUUCGUCGCGGCCUCGCAAGACGACCCUCUGGACUCUGACCUCGUCGCCGGCGGCUACCGGAUCCACAAAGGCGUUCAGGUGUGCGCGGUCCUGUCGCCCAUCAAGGAGCUCGACUCCCUCCUGCGCUCGAACACGCCGACGACCGGACUCGUCCUCAGCGCCGGGUGGUCGAAGCAGACGGGCUUCGAGCUCGAGGUACUCAUGCCGACGGACUCGAUCGUCAACUUUGGGAACGGGGUCACGACGGAUCCGUUCGCGCUGCGCAUCAUGUUCGGCGGGAGCGAGCCGACGCUGCAGCUGUCCGCGGGGGUCAACAUCCCGACCCCGCCGGAUGGCGACAAGCUCAAGUUCUCAUUGACGCUCGACAUCAACCUCGUUGGGGCGUCUGCCACAGCGCAGAUGCACGGCAACUGGAGGGACCCGCUCGGGCUCGGGAAGAAGGUCGUAAUCGGGCCUGAUGUGGCGCUGUCGAUCGGUAUCAUAUUCGCCCAGUUUGUGUCGACGGGUACCAUCAGUCAAUUCGGGGUCGCAGGCGGGCUUGCCAUUGGGACUGCAUCGGCCCAAGUGGCCAUGCAGGUGUCUGAGGACCCUAAACAGGAGAUCCUCGUGGGCGAAGUGAAGAAUCUCGAUCUGAACGACAUCGUCUCGUUUGCGAACGUCAUCACCGGACUUGACAUCCCGUCGCCCGACAUGAUCGACUUCCAAGACAUGUCGCUGUACAUCUGCCCGUUCGGCACGAUGAUCGGCACGAUCGUGUACCCGCAAGGCUUCUCGUUCAAGACGACGAUGAUACUGCUCAGCAAAAAGUUCGACGCUGCGUUGGCCGUGGACAGCAGGUGUAUCAUCGGCAAGGGCGGUGUCGACAACUUCGUGCUCGGUCCCCUCUCUGUGCGCGGCACGGACGGCCCGCGUGCGACGGUUGACAUCUUCGUCGACGCACGAGAGCAGCACGUCUUCAUCGACGGUGUAGUCUCCUUCCUCGAUGCCAGCGUGGCGGUCGACAUCAGGAUUUCCAUCCUGCCGAGGCUGGACCUGCACUUCUACAUGGACUUGAAGUUCACCGAUCAAUUCACCUUCACCCUCUCCGCUGGGCUGGACGGAUAUCUCGCGUCGUACACCUCCAUCGAGGGUGCAGACUUCAACUUGGACGCGAUGUUGCAGCAGGACAUCUUGGACUAUGUGCGCGACCGAGUAGACGCUCAGUUCGACAUAUUCCGCAAGAGCGCCGAACAAGGGUUCGAUGACGCGAAGAAGGCGCUGCAAGACGAGGAGGACCUCGCAACUCGGCAGAUUGAUGCGGCGAAAGAAAAGCUGAAAGAGGCUCGAGACGCGUGGAACCGCAAAUAUCAUGAGGUUGUAGACGCCGCUCAGAAGAUCGUCGACGAAUAUCUCAAGGACAUCAGCGACUUAGAGCAGGAUAUCGCCUACGCUCAGAAUGCCUACGACAACGCAAUAAGGGAUGCCGAGAACGCGGUGCAGAAGGCGAACAACGACCGCGAGGCGGCGCUGCGCGACGCGAGAACGGCUUUGGAGAUAGCCAAGAACACAGCAACGGCAAUGAUCAAUAGCGCGAUCGACGCGCUCAAUGUCGUCCAAGACUUCCUGAACCGCAACUUCGGCUACGCCGUGCGCGACAUCGAGGCCGCCCAGGAAAAGGUCGACGGCCUCCAAAGCGACAUCGACGCCUGCCAGGCGCACAUCAACUGGUGCAACGGGCGGCCGUGGUGGGACAUCCCCGCGCACGCCGCGGUCGUCGGGUACUACGCCGAGCUGGCCGGGCUCGAGGUCGCCAAGGACCUCGCCUGGGACCUGCUCGAGGCUGCGAAGGCCGUCGUCCAAGGCGUGGAGUACCUCGCCGCGUCCGGCGCGGUGGAGCUCGCGAAGGAAGCGCUCGCAGCGGCGCGCAAGGCCGCGCAGGAUCUCAUCGACGCCGCGCAAGCCGGGCUCACCGCCGCGGACGAGGAGUCGAAGGAGGCACUUGACGCCGCGGAGGCCGCGCUGGAGGCCGUGCGGUACGGCGUGGAGUACGGCGCGCUGGAGGCCGCGAAAGAGGCCCUCGAGGCGUACAAGAACGCGAACGAGGCGGCGUUCGAUGCCGCGCGCGACGCGAUUGACAUGGUCGAGGACUGCGCCGAGUACGCCGCCUUCGAGGCCGCGCAGGCCAUGCUGGACGCGGCCAAGGCGGCGGCCAAGACGGCGAUCGAGGGCCUGAAGAAGGCGCUCGAACUCGCACAGCAGCUCGAGGAUGUCGCGCUCGAGGUCGGGCAGUGGCUGGCAGACCAGGCACUCGAGCUCGUGGACAUCGAGCGCAUGGAGCUCUCGGGAACUUUGAGAGGAAUGGUCGGCAUGUCGGGGAAAGGAGGGCCAUUCUCAGUGGAUGUGAGGUAUAUCCUCAUGGGAAAGGCCGGCUCCUUCCACGGCACCAUCGAUCUCUCCGACAUCGUGUCGUUCAUCGUGUCGCUUUUCAAUCAGAUGCUCAAGGAGGUCGAAGGAAAGCUGCUCGGCUCCGAUCCAGACAGCCAAUCUGAUCACUCGUUCUCCGACAUAUUCGACAGCAGCCCUACUUGGGGGUCUCGCGACUCCAUCCCCGUCCGAUCCAAGCCAUGGCGCUUCAACCCCCCACCCUCUUCCACUACAUCUCAGAGGGCAUUCCACAACCGCAGUCGCAUCUCCAAGCCGUCAACUGGCCCUGUUGUUCGCACCCUCGGGCGGAAGAAAUCGUCAACGCCGCACCCCGACCCUUUCCGCACCAUGUUUGGGCGCCACGACAAUAUCUAA